GUAGCCAAGCAAGCCGCAAUACCAAACCAUACGAAUCACUACCUAGGUACGGCAUCGUAUGGCGAUAGCUUGCAAUCGGGCGGGCGAAAGCGCCGGCAGUCGGAGGCCAUUGUCGAUUGGAUAGUCUAGUCCCGAUACUGCAAUGAUGCAACAAUUAAGCUACGUAAAUGCCUUCGAACAAAUAGGCCGGAAUAUCAACAGCAUUUUGAAACUUGUGCAUUGAACGGUAUUCAUAGCGUCAAAAUGAGUAGCAACGGAGCCACUAAGAAGAGCCUUGUGCUCAAUGCCUUCGUGAUGAUGUGCAGUGGGCAUCAGUCCCCCGGUCUCUGGAGGCACCCAGAUGAUGAGUCCUGGCGUUUUAAUGAAGUAUCUCAUUGGGUCGAGCUGGCGAAGUUGCUCGAAAAGGCCAAAUUCCAUGGCAUUUUCAUUGCCGACGUCCUGGGAGGAUACGACGUAUAUACCAAGACAUUAGAUCCCGCAAAGGUCACAGGGACCCAAUGGCCGGUGAAUGAGCCCCUAACAGUUAUUGCCGCUAUGGCGGCGGCAACCGAGAGUAUAGGUUUCGGCGUCACGGCGUCGACUACCUACGAACAACCCUUUCACUUCGCAAGGCGUUUAUCGACGGUUGACCACUUAAGUAAGGGAAGACUAGGUUGGAAUAUUGUUACGAGUUACCUUGACUCAGCGGCGAGGAAUAUGGGCUUAAUAGAACAGCCAAAACACGACGAACGCUACGCACAGGCCGAGGAGUACGUUAAGGUUAUCUACAAGCUUCUAGAGUCCUCUUGGCGGGACGAUGCCGUGAAGCUAGAUCGCAAAUCAGGUAUCUACACCCAACCAGAUCUAGUAAGACCAAUCAACCACGAGGGCAAGUACUUUAAGGUGCCUGGACCCCAUAUUUGCCAACCCAGCCCCCAGCGUACGCCCCUUGUCCUUCAGGCGGGCACAUCUCGUGCGGGAAAGCAAUUCGCCGCCCAGCAUGCUGAAGCUAUCUUCGUGUCGGCCCACGCGCCAGAGGUCAUAGCGAAGAGUAUCGCGGAAGUUCGUGAAAUCGCUAAGACACAAUUUGGACGGGAUCCUACCGAUAUCAAGGUCCUAGCACUAGUAACAGCGAUUCUAGGGCCCACAGAGGAGGAAGCUCAAGCCAAGCUAGCCGACUACAAGAAAUAUGCUUCACACGAGGGAGCCCUUAGCUUGUUUGGUGGCUGGACUGGCAUCGACCUAGAUCAGUAUGGUGAUGAAGAGGAAUUGAGACAUGUUGAGAGCAAUGCUGUGCGAUCUACCGUCGAAGGCUACGCCAAAUUCUCGCCAGGGACCUCGAAGUGGACUAAACUUACAAUCGCUGAGCACAUAGCUAUCGGAGGCAAUGGCCCCCUAUUCGUGGGGACACCCUCGCAAGUAGCCGAUGGGCUUGAGAGCUGGGUUAAUGAAUCUGAUGUCGACGGGUUCAACUUUGCAUACGCUCUCUUCCCUCAAAGCUUCAAAGACAUCAUCGAACUUCUGAUCCCCGAGCUCCUCAGCCGGGGCCUGUUCUGGGAUGACUACGCAGUGCCAGGAGGUACAUACAGAGAGAAUUUCUACCAAAAACCAGGACAGACUGGCCCUCUCGACUCGCACGUUGCUUCCUCUUACAGGUGGAAGGCAGGUGUAGCACCAGAAGACCAUGUGAUACAAGAUUAGCAGUAACCCCUGAAUAUACGUGAAGCAGGUAAACAUGCGCAA
Hypoxylon trugodes is the source of this 1722-nucleotide messenger RNA. RefSeq names its product Nitrilotriacetate monooxygenase component A/pristinamycin IIA synthase subunit A. Gene Ontology annotation, molecular function: oxidoreductase activity, acting on paired donors, with incorporation or reduction of molecular oxygen; monooxygenase activity. The transcript is spliced from 8 exons. The record is from RefSeq and is a predicted model, not a curated record. Bases 244 to 1680 code for a protein of 478 amino acids. Lineage: Eukaryota; Fungi; Ascomycota; Sordariomycetes; Xylariales; Hypoxylaceae.